AUGUCCAGAAUACUGAGGCCUUCCCGGUACCAGUCUUUGGCUCGUCCGAAGCGUCAAUAUUCUGCUCGUCCAUUUUACUGGACUCUCCUUGUAUUAGCAGUCCUUACAAUUCUCAAGUGGGUUGACCACUGGGGAGAUGGUCGGUAUGCACAGCUCACGCCAGACAAUCCACAAUUGAUGGAAUCCAAUCUCCAUCAGAUUAUUGGGCGUAGCAAUGAUGUUGAGUGCCGUUUGGUCCGUAAUGCGAAGGACCAAUGCUCCUUCGUACAGCUAAAUUGUCCAGAUAAUGAGGAUGGUCUUUUUUCAUACCUUCAAUUCUAUUAUUGCGCUUUAGCAGAUGCGAAACCACUUGCGUUCGUUAUGAUUAUCUUAUGGUUAUCUCUGCUCUUCAGCACUAUUGGGAUCGCUGCGAGCGACUUCCUAUGCAUUAACUUGAGCACCUUGGCCAGCGUUCUCGGACUGAGCGAAAGCUUGACUGGUGUCACCUUCCUUGCAUUUGGGAAUGGCAGCCCAGAUGUUUUCUCUACGUUUGCCGCCAUGAAGUCCAACAGCGGUAGUUUGGCCAUAGGUGAGCUGCUUGGAGCUGCUGGCUUUAUCACAUCCGUUGUUGCCGGCUCGAUGGCGUUGGUUCGCCCAUUCAAGGUCGCUCGGAGAAGCUUUGUCCGCGAUGUUGGGUUCUUUAUUGUGGCGGUGAGUUGCAGCAUGUUGCUUCUGGCAGAUGGUCGCCUGCGUAUCUGGAAGUCCGCCACAAUGGUCGGGCUGUAUUGCUUCUAUGUGGCUCUAGUUGUUACCUGGCAUUGGUAUAUCGUACGGCAACGACGAGUGUAUGAGAGGAAUUUGGCGGCACGGUCGCAUUUCCAUAUCCCGGAAAACCAAGAAUUGGAGAUCGAGGAGGUGGAAGAGGAUGACCCAGGUGUGGCGUCUGAGUCAACCAGUCUUCUUCGCGGGGUGUCGGCCGAUUUCGAUUCCCUGGAGAGGUCCGGGAAUGCUCCUUGGCGGGACGGGGAUGAGGAUGAUGAAACCCGUAACCGCUACCUGGCUGAAAUACGGGACAACAUGCACGUAUACCGUCCGUCUGCGCGUAGACGCAACACGUUGAAUCCAAUCAGACCAAGUCUCGUUGGCGCGCUGGAGUUCCAGUCGGUGCUAUCGUCGCUGCAGCGAUCGAGAAGUAUCCAUCAAAACAUUCCAAUUCCAAUCAACCUGGAAAGGCAUUCGGAUGGUCAGGAUCGUGGCGCCGCAGCAGCUUCAUCGUCAUCAGCACAGGCACAAGAUAACGUCUCAGUUGCUUCCCAUCCAUGGAUUAGCAGGCCCCCCGCGGCGGACCAUCUUUCACCUUACAGCGGAGCUGCUUCUGGCCGUGCUCGGGCUGUGUCCGCCAACAAUGCAGCUGGGCUAAAGUUGGAUACCAGCAUGCUUGUCUCUACCGUAGCACAGCCCCGUGUUACUAUCAGACGACCCUCGGAUAGUUCGGACUCCAAUACACCAGGUGUUCAUAAAGCCCAUCAGCGCGCAGAGCUCAAGUUGUCACCACAACCAUCCAACCAUUCAUCGCCGCAUCUGAGUCCAGAGGCAGAUACCCAACCCCGUACUCCUACGUUACUUGCACCACCGGAUACUUUCCAUUCCCCUAAUUACCAGAUUGAAAUGUCUCAUUCACGAUCACCACUUCCCGUGUCCCCGCAUGGGACAUCAUACGCUUUGAAUGAUGUUGCGGUCGGCAGUCCUAAUAGUCCAUUUCCUACCUUUGAUGCGUAUAGCUCGGCGUCUUCUGGACCCCCCAGCAUACGUUUGCCCGCUCCUUCUAGCCCUACGGAGCUGUUGCAAAUCCAUGAUAGCGUCUUUGACGGGGAAGCCCCUCUUUCUAGUACUCAAACAAAACGCAGGUCUUGUUUCUCGUUCUUGCCUCUCCGGUCCAUUUUCCCAACCCUGUUUCCCACUCUAGAUGGGUGGAAUUCGAAGUCACUUUGGGAGCGACUCUUGGGAGUUGCCGCAGCUCCUAGCGUAUUGUUACUGACUAUAACUAUACCUGUUGUUGAACCAACACAUCCCCAGGCUGUGGAAGACCCCGUUACCGUUGUUGUAACUUCGGCGGACAGCGAAGAUUCGGUAACGCCUCCUGUGAUACUGCCAGGCGAUAGUCCACUUAUUCGUGCAAUUGAUCGUGGCCCCGUGGCAGAUGAGACAACCAACCAGAGCCCCAAAAAGCAAUCUACACAUGGACGGCGCCGCUGGGACUCUGAACUGCCUGCUAUUCCGCGGCCUUCGGAUCCAUCCCCAGCUCCUACAAAAGAGUGGUGUUCAUGGCUCGUACGGGUACAGCUCUUCACGGGCCCAUUUUUUGUUAUCUUGAUCUCCUGGACGGCUAUGGAUCCCGAGCUCAACCAUCGCAAUCUCCUGCUGUUGUCUUUGUGCGCACUCCUAUUUUCCCUCGUGUGCUUUACCUGUCUCCUUGUGGUUACGCGACACAGAAAACAAUUGCAGCAUCCGAGUUUGUGGCGCCCUUUCUUGGCCUUAUUAGGCUUUGUUGUUGCGAUAUUUUGGGUUGCCACGAUAGCUACGGAGGUUGUCAGCCUGCUGAAGACAGUGGGUGUAAUUUUGAACAUCAGCGAUUCCCUUCUUGGAUUGACUGUAUUUGCUGUCGGGAAUUCGCUGGGCGAUCUAGUUGCAAACAUUACUGUGGCACGUCUGGGUUAUCCUGUCAUGGCCCUGAGUGCCUGCUUCGGUGGACCGAUGCUAAACAUCCUCCUAGGGAUCGGACUGGGUGGUUUAUACAUGACUAUAAAUGCAGACCCCAAAUCAAGCAUUGGGACUGGGGGUUCCUACGAGAUCGCCAUCUCAAAUGUCCUCGCAAUUAGUGCCGCAACGCUCCUGGUUACUCUCGUUGGGCUAUUAAUCGUCAUCCCACUGAAUAAGUGGAGGAUGGAUCAAAAAAUCGGCUGGGGUCUAGUGGCUUUAUGGUGUUUUACCACCUUGGCCAAUGUGAUUGCCGAGGUUAUCACUUGA
Messenger RNA from Aspergillus tanneri, 3006 nucleotides. Its product is annotated as sodium/calcium exchanger protein. Bases 1 to 3006 code for a protein of 1001 amino acids. The transcript is spliced from 2 exons. Gene Ontology annotation, cellular component: membrane. The record is from RefSeq and is a predicted model, not a curated record. Gene Ontology annotation, molecular function: monoatomic cation transmembrane transporter activity. Lineage: Eukaryota; Fungi; Ascomycota; Eurotiomycetes; Eurotiales; Aspergillaceae. Gene Ontology annotation, biological process: monoatomic cation transport; transmembrane transport; intracellular calcium ion homeostasis.